Messenger RNA from Aspergillus nomiae NRRL 13137, 285 nucleotides. RefSeq lists its product as uncharacterized. The record is from RefSeq and is a predicted model, not a curated record. The coding region runs from base 1 to 285 and encodes 94 amino acids. The transcript has a single exon. NCBI's taxonomy places the organism in Eukaryota, Fungi, Ascomycota, Eurotiomycetes, Eurotiales, Aspergillaceae.
AUGUCUGAGUCCUACUCCAGCUCUUCGUCCUAUUUCUACAGUUCUUCGAGCAGCACUGACGACGGCACCACCGCUACCGGUCAGCGCUAUGCUACGUACUCGCAGACCGAGCCGGAUGGAACCACAACUGUUCGCACUUACCGUCAAGAUCUCGGCGAACCGGCUAUCGUGGAUGAGAAACGCUAUGAUCAAUCCGGUCGGCAAUUGACGGCUGAUGACUCUUCAGCUGGGGGAGUGCGCCGCAUCACGGAUUUGGAUGAGGAGGGUGGGGAAUCUUAUGACUAG